Spirometra erinaceieuropaei is the source of this 1266-nucleotide messenger RNA. The record is from the annotation of a GenBank genome assembly. NCBI's taxonomy places the organism in Eukaryota, Metazoa, Platyhelminthes, Cestoda, Diphyllobothriidea, Diphyllobothriidae.
AUGUACAAGGCCGUCAUCCUGCCGACGUUACUGUACGGAGCGGAGACCUGGACGGUGUACAGGAGGCAGGCACGCCGACUAAACCACUUCCACCUCAGCUGUCUCCGUCGCAUCCUGAGGCUGAACUGGCAGGAUCGAAUCCCCGACACCGAAGUGCUGGAACGGACGGGAAUUCUAAGCAUCUACUCCAUGUUGAGACAAAUGCAGCUUCGCUGGAGCGGCCAUCUGGUGCGCAUGGACGACGAGCGGCUACCCAAACGACUCUUCUACGGAGACGUCGCGACGGGUUCUCGUCGUCAAUGAGGCCAAAUUCGCCGUUACAAGGAUACCCUGAACUCCUCCGUGAAGCGCCUGCACAUCAACCCGACCAACUGGGAAGAGCUCGCCCGCGAUCGUCCGACAUGGAGGAUAACAGUGAAGACGGGCGCUGCUAUCUACGAAGCCAACCGCAUCGCCGCCGCCAAAGCGAAACGCGAAGCUCGCAAAUCACAGCUUCGCCCAAUACGCAACGCCGCCGCACAACCUCUCCCUACAUGUCCUCGAUGUCAACGGACAUUCCGGGCACGAAUCGGACUUGUUGGACAUCUUCGGAUCAACUGCACCUCUCGAACUGCUCCAGCCAUCGUCCCCCAGCCCGCCGUUUCCUCGUCCUCUGUGCCGCCAACUAACUCUGACACUCCGCCUGCACCACCACUUCCAUCCUCCUCCUUCUCCUCCACUGCCCCAGCGGUGGCCGUUCAGGCUGCCGUCUCACACAUCGCCAACCACGACACAACAACCGACGUCACCUCUCCCACCUCUCCCGAUACCACUGAUGAGGAUCAGGACUACACCUGCCCUCACUGUGACCGCACCUUCACUUCACGCAUCGGCCUGGUCGGUCACUUGCGAAUCCUCGAGAGCGGAAUUGACCACAAUUCCGAUACAGCCACGACAUCCAACACAUCCACCACGCCCAGACCCAUCCUCGCUCCACCGUCGCACGCGCCGACCACCACCACCGCCACCACCACCAACACCACUGCUUCCUCUACAGCUGACACCGACACCGCCAACCUCUCAUGCCCACAUUGUCCACGCACCUUCACCUCACGCAUCGGCCUGGUCGGUCACUUGCUAAUCCAUCACACAGAGACUGGCGAACCAGUGCCUGGAGCACCAACCUACACCCACCGCACUCGCCUCCACUGCCCACACUGCCCUCGCACCUUCACGCAUCGCAUGGGUCUAUUCGGCCACAUGCGCAUCCACGACGACCUGCGGUAG